Molecule: messenger RNA, 792 nt
Organism: Candidozyma auris
Lineage: Eukaryota; Fungi; Ascomycota; Pichiomycetes; Serinales; Metschnikowiaceae
Exons: 1
Coding region: 1-792 (263 amino acids)
Source: RefSeq, a predicted model, not a curated record
AUGCCAACUUCCCAAGGAACAUUCGUCCAAGCCAAGGUGACUUAUAAAUCCAACACAAAAAUACCAGAUAAACGCUUUGAGCAAUGGUUCUUGUUGCACUGUGACACCCUUAGAUCUUGGAAGGAAUAUGACAGCAAGCAAGAAGAUAAGAAAUACGCUAUCGCUUUAAUCGAUGUCGGGCUGAACAGGUUGCCUCCUCGUUUGCCAAACAAAGUAGCCAGACAGCUCUCAGAGGAUCCUUCAAAGGACCCCUUAGCGUCGUACUAUCACCAAUUGAUGGCUUUGCCACUGGACCCUGAUGCAGAAAUCGAUAGAGCCCUUACAGUGGGCAAAGCGCUUGAGAAAAUACUUGCCAAAGAGCAGCAAGUGAGAGAAGCCAUAGCCAAACUCCCGAAAAAUGAAGAGUACCCCACAGAAUGUCAGAUGGAGGUCUUCAUUGAUCACUGCGACAAACCAUAUUGUCGCAAGUGCAGAGAGGUGGGCCACAAUUGUCAACCUAGGCCGUCCAAAGGUAAACAGAAAGCUGCGAGUUGUCCACACGAAAGUAAGUGUCGUGUUUCAGGUGAUCAUUUAGUAUCCACCUGUCCCCAGAACCAGAAUGCCAAUAAGUUCCCGGUGAAAUCUAAAUCAAACAAAGGAAAUCAAUACACUCAACGAAAGAAAAAGGCUCCCAUCGUGGACGCGGAAGGUUUUCAACAGGUGGGAAGAAGCAAGCAAACUCCACUUGCCAAACCUUGUCCGCAAAAUGUGCCUACAUCCGCAAGGCAAGGCUUUGCUGUCUUAGAGGAUUGA